AUUCAAUAAAUUUCAACCAUUUAUUUGUUCACAUAAUCCUAAAGCACAACAAUUAUGUAAUAAAUCAGUACAUGUAAGUAGUAUCAAGUGGGUUUAAUUGCAGUUUUGGCGUACUUCAUUUUAUUGCAAUUAUUAUAUGUCGUUAAAAUAUAACAUUAAUAAAGCGCAGAACAGAGCAUUCAUCACGAUAUCCAAAACGCUAGAGGAUUAUACUGAACAAACACAAAUUUUAGAAAAAAGGUACAUAAAAAAGCUCGAUUGACUAGUAUAUGUCGCAGUGUUUGUCGUCCAGAUCACAGUGACACCGUCUGUUGCGCCAUGCAAGCCACGCGUUCGGCUAUCAUAAGCAUUUUCAUUAUACUAUGUUUGUUUUUUUUAGCCCUUAUUACUCUAUAUUUGAACUUUGGUACUAAAGUAUGUCACGAAGGGACAUUUUUAUGUUCAAAAUCAGAAAUUUGUAUUCCGAAUUUAUACAAAUGUAAUAAGUAUAAAGAUUGUCUUCAUGGAGAAGAUGAAGAUCCUGUUCAAUGUGCUGACCUUCAUGGAUUAUCAUUAUACAACGACUUUAUUAUAACAAAUAGAACUACCCUCAAAUCAAUUCAAAGUAACAUUACUUAUGUCAACAACAUAAAUCUUAACAAAACAUUAAAUAAUGAAACUGAAGAAAAGCUUAAUGCAACUAUAGUUGCAUUGCAUAAUAACUUUACUUAUUUUUAUAAAAGUACAGCAAAACCAUGUGCUUUGAAAAACUAUCCACCAGUAUGUCAAUGCUCAGGACCAAAUGGUACAUAUUUACGUUGCAAUAAUGUUGGAUUAAAAAAAGUUCCUGAAUAUGUUUCUGGAAAUGUAGAGAGAAUGACAUUUGUUAAUAAUAGUAUUUUAUUAACAAAUUAUUCAUUUGAUGUUUAUCCAAACUUAAAAGUCAUAAGUUUAGAAUACAAUGUUCUGUCAAGAAUACCGCCGUUUGUAUUCAGUCAUCAAAGCAAAUUAAUAAGACUAUUAUUGUUAUAUAAUGAAUUGAAAGUGUUAGAGAAACAUGCAUUCUUUGGUAUAAAAAAUAUUGAUAUUAACACAGCAAAUAAUAAAAUUUAUAUUUCCAGAGAUUUGUCUUUCAAUAAAUUGAGUUUAACGAAUGUCUGUUUUCCACAUUGGCCUCUCUUAAGAGUCCUAAAUUUGCACAACAAUUGUAUUGAAAAAGUAGACAAGUGUUUAUUUACCCAGUUACCAUCAUUAGCAGACUUGGAUUUGUCAUACAAUAAAAUUUCUUUUAUUGAUGAAAAUGCAUUUAUCAACUUAGUCAAAUUAGUGGAUUUAAAUUUGACUGAAAAUCAUCUAUUAACACUAACACCUUUAAUGUUUCAAUCAUUGACAGAUAUUCAUAAACUCUCAUUGGCAAAUAAUCCGGUAAAAUAUUUACAUGCAGAUUUAUUUAAAUCAAUGAAAAGCUUAAAAUCAUUGUCUCUUGAUGGUAUAGAAUUAGAAAAUAUCAACACGACAGUAUUUGACAAAUUAAAGAAUCUAGAAAUUCUAUACUUAAAAGAGUUCCAUUAUUGUGCUUUGUAUGCUAGGAAUGUACCAUUAUGUUAUCCCAAUACGGACGAUUUAUCUUCAAGCUAUAAUCUUCUUUCGAAACCAAUUCUUCGAAGUACGUUGUGGACAGUGACAUUUUUUACGUUUAUUAUGAAUGCUAUGGUCUUAUACGGUCGUAUGUUUGGUAGUUUAAGAGAUGAAAAUCAUGCUAUAAGUUUUGUUAUUCGUAACUUGGCAGUUGCAGAUAUGUUGAUGGCAUUAUAUUUGACUGUUAUUGGUUAUCAAGACUCAAAAUACCGUGAUGAGUUUUACGCUUACGCUCAAGAAUGGAAGUCGUCCAAUUUAUGUACAGUAAUAGGUUUAAUUGCUGUUGUAUCUUCUGAAGUAUCAUUGUUGAUAUUGGUUUUUCUUAGUCUUGAGAGAUUUUUACUCAUUGCUGUGCCUUUUUCCGGCUAUCACGUAUUGAAAUUGAAAACUGCAACUUAUUGUAUGGCUGCUAUCUGGUUGGUCGCAAUUUGUAUUUCUACUGCACCACUACUGUUACUAAAGCAUGCAACAAAAUUUUAUGGCUCCAACGGCAUGUGUUACCCUUUAUAUAUUGAAGAUCCAUUUCUAAGUGGAUGGCAAUAUUCAGCUUUUAUAUUUUUAGGAUUACAUUCAACCAGUUUAUUGUUGCUGUCAGCCCUAUACAUGCUUAUGUUUAUUAGCGUAUGGAAAACAAGACAAGCAGCUCGUAUAUCUGUGGGCGAUUUCGAAUUCGCUGUUCGUUUUUUUUUCAUAGUUUUAGCAAAUUCUUUUUGUUGGCUUCCAAUUAUUGUACUAAAAUUCGCAGCAAUGCAAAAAUUUCAUAUUUCAAGUGAACUUUACGGAUGGGUUGUCGUCUUUAUUGUACCAAUUAAUGCUCUUGUAAAUCCAUUAUUGUACACGUUUACCACUCCUAAAUAUAGAAACGUUUUAACCUCAAAAAACGUUUUCAAGAGACCAAACCGAGAUUCAAGUAGCGGAUUAGAAAUGUCUCAAACGUCACAUCAAACAUCAGUUAGUGCCAAAGUACUCAAGAAAAGUACUAAGAAACCCAUCUUGGAAAAUAGUAUAGAUAUCACUAAUGAAUAUAAAAAAAAUUCACAAAAAAAUAAUUUAGAGAUAUUGAAUGGCCAACACUAAAAGAAUGCUAACAUUAUAUUCAACUACAUAGUAGUUAACAUAAAUAAUUAAAAUUUUUUAAUUUACCGGCAUAUAACUAAUAUUAAAAAACAUAUGUUAACCUUAAUAUAAAAAAAUUAAUGUAUGAUAUAACAUUGAUAUACCUGCAGCAAAGUUUUUCUUUUCUUCAGCAAUUUUGGCAUCUCUUUCUGCUUUUAACCUAUAACGUUCAUCUCUGGAUUUGUCUUCUUUCCUUUGCAAAAAACUAUGUCUAGUCAUUCC
Messenger RNA from Daktulosphaira vitifoliae (grape phylloxera), 2955 nucleotides. It is a transcript of the gene Lgr3, whose product is annotated as relaxin receptor 2. Gene Ontology annotation, cellular component: membrane. Bases 319 to 2694 code for a protein of 791 amino acids. NCBI's taxonomy places the organism in Eukaryota, Metazoa, Arthropoda, Insecta, Hemiptera, Phylloxeridae. The record is from RefSeq and is a predicted model, not a curated record. Gene Ontology annotation, biological process: G protein-coupled receptor signaling pathway. Gene Ontology annotation, molecular function: protein binding; G protein-coupled receptor activity. The transcript is spliced from 22 exons.